Messenger RNA from Pyrenophora tritici-repentis Pt-1C-BFP, 2571 nucleotides. NCBI's taxonomy places the organism in Eukaryota, Fungi, Ascomycota, Dothideomycetes, Pleosporales, Pleosporaceae. The record is from RefSeq and is a predicted model, not a curated record.
AUGGCGCAGAAGAAAGAUGCAGCGCAAACAGACGCCGUAAGCGUACGCCGAGCUGCGCGCGAGCUAGCAACGCGGACAAUCAAGGAGCAGAAGAAGGGCUUCAAAGAAUGGGCUGUCAUGGGCGAUUGGGACAAUGCGUAUCAGACUAUGGAGCGGGAGUUUGAGAUACGGCAGCUGGGUGUGUUUAAGAGCAUGUUUGAGAAGGGCCUGGUUUAUAGGAUGUUCAAACCGGUGUAUUGGAGUCCGAGUUCGAGGACGGCGCUGGCAGAGGCGGAGUUGGAGUAUGAUGAGGGGUUUAAGAGUUUGGCGGCUUUUGUGAGGUAUCCGGUCAGGGUCGAGGAAGGGUUGAGGGUGAAGCUGGGUGGUGUGGAGGGUGACAUUAGUGUUAUUAUUUGGACGACUACACCGUGGACGCUGCCUGCGAAUAAGGCGAUUGCUGUGCAUAGGGAUAUGCAAUACUGUCUUGUCAAAGAUGCUGAGAAGGGCAAUGAAUUGAUACUCAUUGCGGCUUCAAGAGUGGCAGAGUAUGAAAAGAUUCUGGAACAAAAACUUGAGAUUGUCGUACCAGAUGUCCGUGGCUCAGACCUCGUCGAUCAGGUUCAGUACGAGAACCCAUUCCAAAAAGCGAACGGACUUCAACCUAUCAUCCACGCAGAUUUCGUCACAGAUUCUUCCGGUACCGGUCUCGUCCAUCUAGCACCGGGACAUGGAAUGGACGACUACAACGUCUGCAUGUCCCUUAACGUCCCCGCCUUCGCCCCCAUAGACGACGCCGGCGCCUUCACAAAAGACGCUUUCCCAGAGCACCCUGAACUUCUCGAAGGCCUACCAGUCGCCGACAUUAAGAAAACCGGUAGCAAUGCCGUGUGCAAGUACCUCGAGCAACUGGACAUGCUACGUGCGAAACACAAUUAUCGACAUAAAUACCCCAUCGACUGGCGCACUAAAGAACCCGUCAUAACACGCGCAACAGCGCAAUGGUUCGCAAACGUUGAGGGCAUCAAAGCUGCUUCCAUGAAAUCAAUCUCAAACGUGAACUUUUUACCAGAGUCUGGCCGCAGCCGCCUCGAAAGCUUCAUUCAGGGCAGAAGCCAAUGGUGUAUAUCCCGCCAACGCGCCUGGGGUGUACCCAUACCCGCAUUAUACAAAGUCGAAGACGACGGGACACUCACUGCAACAAUGGACUCGGACACAAUCACCCACAUCAUCGACAUCGUCAAACGCCGCGGCAUAGACGCCUGGUGGACCGACCCCCCAGACGACCCAGCCUGGACACCACCCCACCUCACAGGCACAGGCACAUAUGUCCGCGGCAAAGACACAAUGGACGUCUGGUUCGAUAGCGGAACAAGUUGGUCACUCCUCCCCCCGCCACAGCACCCCGACAAACCCCUUGCAGACGUGUAUCUAGAGGGAACAGACCAACACCGCGGAUGGUUCCAAUCCUCACUCCUCACAUACAUUGCCACACAUUCGUACACAACAAGCGACGCGGUGGUAAAAGCGCCGUAUAAAACUCUCAUCACCCAUGGUUUCACCCUCGAUGCACACGGCCGUAAGAUGAGCAAGUCGUUGGGAAACGUUGUUUCGCCUGCACAAAUCAUGUCUGGUGAAUUACUCCCGCCUGUUAAACGCAAGAAACAAAAGGGGGGUGCCGCUACAGCGAACAACACUGCUGCAAACGAACGUAAUUACGACACCCUAGGCGCAGACGCACUCCGCCUCUGGGCCGCCACCAGCGACUACACCCGCGACGUAACAAUCGGCCAACCCAUGCUCGUCGCCAUAAACACUUCUUUGCAUAAAUAUCGCGUCACUUUCAAGUGGCUGCUCGGAAUCUUCUCUUUAACAACCUGUCCCCCGCCGUUUACCUCGUUCAACAACACUCUUUCCCCCCACGAUAUCGCCAACUUGGGCCAUCUAAGCGACCGUCUUGCACUGCACCGGCUAGCGCAGGUGAGCAAGGAUGUACAUGCGUGUUAUAGUGGCUACGAAUUCUUCAAAGGUGUGGGCGCGGUGAAUAGGUAUAUUGGUCUUGAUCUCAGCGCGGGAUAUUUCGAGAUGAUCAAGGAUAGGGUGUAUACGGGGGAGAAGACGGAAUGUGAGGUGCUGCAGAAGGUACUUGGAGUGGUGUUUUAUCAGCUACUGCAGAUGUUGGCGCCGGUUGUACCGUUGUUGGCCGAGGAGGUGUGGGAUCAUGUUCCGAGUAAGUUGAGGGAGGGUAGUGUGCAUCCUGCGAGGGCAAUUUGGAACCCGUUGCCACAAAUAGAGGGCACGGAGGCGUCGGAGAAGGUGGGUAGGGUGCUCGGGGUAUUGGGGGAUAAGAUCAGGAUCGCGCAGGAGAAGAUGAGGGCUGAAGGCAGGAUUGGGUCCGGGUUAGAGUGUGGAGUUACGAUUUACCUAGAAGAGGAGGGUGUGGAGCUAUUGGGCGGCUUGUACUGUGAGGCCAUGGGUUUGGUCGGGAGGCCUACGGGUAUGAGUGCUGAACUGGUGGGGGAGGUGGAAAAGCAACUUGAGGAACUCUUGGUGCUUGUACCUGGCCUUUUCCCGAAACUACAAGUCUACAAGUAA